Molecule: messenger RNA, 1106 nt
Organism: Loa loa (African eye worm)
Lineage: Eukaryota; Metazoa; Nematoda; Chromadorea; Rhabditida; Onchocercidae
Product: ZIP Zinc transporter
Exons: 7
Coding region: 1-978 (325 amino acids)
Biological process (GO): zinc ion transmembrane transport
Cellular component (GO): plasma membrane
Molecular function (GO): zinc ion transmembrane transporter activity
Source: RefSeq, a predicted model, not a curated record
AUGUCAAUUUUGGUGGUGAAGAUUGUGAUGCUCGCAACGAUGGGCGCUUUUGCAUUGCUGUUCGGUCUACUGCCAAUAAAGAUAUACAAGUAUGUCGAGUUGCAGCGGGUAACUAAGUUUUCUGAAGAGAAGUUAGCAACUCGACUUCUUUCAAUAUUGUCGUGUCUUUCCGGUGGUGUAUUCUUAGGUGUUUGCUUAUUAGAUCUAUUACCUACAGCCAGCGAAGCAUUCGACAAAAUAAAACAACAGAACGGAUGGGAAACGGAAUAUCCAUUAAUAGGAGUUCUAAUUGGCUGUGGUUUCUUUAUCGUUUAUUUGAUGGAGAUAUUAGCCAUUCAUAUCUGUGAUCGGAAUCAUAUAGACUAUGAGGUGAAGCGAAACGAAUGCAAGCACUGCAAAAAUAAGAAGGAUGUGAUCGAAGAACGCUUCAACAGAGGUAAGCAAGAAGAGAAUGCAAGUCAAGGGAGGAAGAAACAAAUAGAUGUUUCAGUAGUGGAACUGAAAAUUUCCAAAAAAGAUAAUUAUGUAAAAUCGAUAACUUUGGUGGUUGCCCUUACAGUUCAUUCCUGUCUUGAAGGAUUCACUUUCGGCGUUCAGUACACUAUGUUCACUGUGGCAACACUUUUCCUUGGAAUAAUAGUGCAUAAAUCAGUGGUUGCAUUUAGCAUCGGGAUGAAUCUAAUUAAGACUCAUCCCAGCAAAACAUACUUUGUUAUAUUGUUGGUAAUAUUUAUGGCAGUAACGUCGCCCAUUGGUGGUUUCAUUGGAAUCGCUCUGGAGAGUGUGGAACUUGGUGAACAACCACGAAAUAUUGUAACAGCAAUAGCAUCAUCGCUCGCUAAUGGUACCUUCAUUUACAUCACCUUUUUUGAGAUACUAUAUACUGAACACGAACAUGGGGAGCGAAAAAUGGCGCAAUGGUUGAGUGCAGCUGUGGGUUUUGGUCUCAUAGCCAUCUUGAUGUUGUUUGCACAUUGAUUUCUUAACACUGCUUUGAAAUUAAUAUUUGGUUAAUCACUGAGUCAAUCUGGCGUUGCUGACUCCAUUCUUCAACUACUUCAGAGUAAAUAAUAGAGUUUCAUCCUUACCAUUUACAUCGGACAAGC